AUGCUAAUGACGCUGUCGAGAAUGGGAAUGCUAGCGCAUAUCCAGAUGGUCAAGCCUGAAGCCGGGAUGACUAAGUUGUGGGUGAUAAACGACACAAAGGCACUGGAACUGAUUGCUCAUGGCAUUGCGGUGGAGCAUCAUAACAAUAUAUGGUCGGCAACGACGGCUACCCAGGCAUGGAUUACGUUGCAUAAGUUUUACAAUCGCACGACCAUGAACAAUCGAGUGACGAUGACCUGCCGCCUUCAUGAGCUUAAGAUGGACGACAGCGUGACGAUGACCCAGUACCUGGACAAGUUCGAUGAACUCAUUAUUGGUCUACAGUCUCUGGGUGAGCCAGUUGACAUGGCGCGACAGCUCGUGAUUUUGUUCAGCAGUCUGUCUGCAGAGUACGAGAUCAUCGCGUCGAUCGAGGAUAACGCCAAGGUCGUCACGCUCAUUGAGGUGAAGGAGAAGCUGCUCAAGGAGUAUGAGCGACAGGACAAGAAGGAAGCCACGGAACGCGUGCUAAAGGCUACACCGCACGGGGUCAAGUUGAAGAACACAAGGUUCUACAACGGUGGAAGGAACAACGGACGCAAGUACAACGUCUCGAGAAAGCGAAGUGGGUUCAAAGGCAAGUGCUUCAACUGUGACAAGUUUGGUCACAUAAGCAGAACUGCUUGGACAUGA
Messenger RNA from Peronospora farinosa, 672 nucleotides. NCBI's taxonomy places the organism in Eukaryota, Oomycota, Peronosporomycetes, Peronosporales, Peronosporaceae. The record is from the annotation of a GenBank genome assembly.